Sinocyclocheilus rhinocerous is the source of this 1527-nucleotide messenger RNA. Its product is annotated as ufm1-specific protease 2-like. The record is from RefSeq and is a predicted model, not a curated record. Gene Ontology annotation, molecular function: deUFMylase activity. Gene Ontology annotation, biological process: proteolysis. The transcript is spliced from 12 exons. Lineage: Eukaryota; Metazoa; Chordata; Actinopteri; Cypriniformes; Cyprinidae. Gene Ontology annotation, cellular component: nucleus; endoplasmic reticulum. Bases 104 to 1504 code for a protein of 466 amino acids.
AUCAACUACGCGAGGAAGAUGCGGACGUGUUAUGAUACGUCAUCAAAUAUGUCAGCCUUCUGGUGACCGCAGCUGAAUUUGAUCAUUGGUCGAGGGAAUUAAAAUGGUUUAUUCAGAAGAGUGCGACUUUAUAUUUCGAUUGAAAGGAAUCUUGGAGUUUGCUUGCCAGCUUGACAAUUCAAAUGGCGCACAAAGUCAAAGCACCAUAUCAAAAAGUUUCCAGGAUCUCCGAUCCAAAGUAUCAUCAAAAAAUAUUGUUUUCACUGUAUGUAACAGUCCAGUAUUAAUAUGGCCUAACGCUGGUUUCCAGUCAAGUGUGGAAAGCUUGACCGAAGCAUCAGCAUGUGGAGACAUUUUGCAGUGUAUAGAGUCAGAUGAUGGUGGGAGAAAGAAGUCAUCAAAAAAGAAAGAUAAGAAGAAAUCUGGACCUACUGUAGUGAAUAUGAAGCUGUUGUUUGAGGUCACAGAACCUGCUGGGGAUGAAGCUCCUAGUCUCAUCCGAGUGAGCACACAGCAGCAUUGUGUGAAGAUGCCACUGCCUUUAGACUGUACUCUGUCUGUGACCACUGAUGAGAGCCUGGCAACUGUGUGUACAGGGCUGGUGGAGGCAUUAAAUAAGCAGUUAGCAGACAUGGAAGAGGUGGUGCUACGUUACAGGAAGGGCUCAUCUUUCCUGGUGCCACAGCCAUUUCACUUUCAACUGCCUAAACCAGCUGGACUCAUUACUGUAAUCUACCCUGCAGGAGUGCCAGAUAGCCAGCUACAGGCCGUCAGAGAGGAUCUGCACAGGAAGUUUAAAUUACCAUGUGACAGGCCAUACCUGAGACGUGCCAAUGCCUUUCAUUUCCCUGAUGCAGCUUAUAAAGACGGAUACCUCCGCAAUCCCCACAUACACCUGAACCCACCCAACAUUGAGGAUGCUAAGCUGUAUCUGGUGCAGGGUGUGUACAGUUAUCAUCACUACAUGCAGGAUCACGUGGAUGAUAAUGGCUGGGGAUGUGCAUAUCGUUCCCUUCAGACUAUUUUCUCUUGGUUUCAGCAGCAAGGAUAUGUGGAGACGGCUGUGCCCACACACACACAGAUCCAGCAGGCUCUUGUGGAUGUUGGGGAUAAAGAGCCACGUUUUGUGAGUUCACGUCAGUGGAUUGGCUCCAUCGAAGUUCAAGCUGUCCUUAACCAGCUGCUGGGGGUCACCUCAAAGAUCAUGUUUGUCAGUCAGGGAUCUGAGCUGGCCACCAAGGGCAGAGAGCUGGCCAACCACUUUCAGACUGAAGGAACUCCUGUCAUGAUCGGUGGGGGAAUACUUGCACACACUAUUCUAGGCGUAGUGUGGAGUGAGAACACUGGACAAAUACGCUUUCUUAUCUUGGACCCUCACUAUACUGGUGGAGAAGACCUGCAGACCAUCACUGAUAAGGGCUGGUGUGGAUGGAAGGGGCCAGAGUUCUGGGAUCAAAAUGCCUAUUACAACCUCUGCCUUCCCCAGAGACCCAAGACCAUUUGAGUCAUGUGCAUGACACUUAUUCG